CCUGCUUCCGUGAAUAGUAAAAAGAGGCAUCAGUGCAGCAGUAUAAGCAGAGGAAGGCAGCUGAACUUUACACAUGAGAAUAUGCUCAGUGAACAGCAAGUCAACCAGUGAUACGGUCUGGGGAUCAACCAACAGUGGCUUAGGAAAUCCACACGCAACCACCAGACAAGGAUGUCAAAAUGCCAUUCCACAGGCUCACCCCCAUUCUGCUUUGCCUGUUACCCAUGUGGGUGAUCCUGACAGCAGUCUCAGGCCAUCCACAACACAGCCAAUGUCAGCUGAUACAAAGAACAGCUCUCUGCAACCAUGGCAAGCUCUCCUUUGUGCCAUCAGGAUUACCAGGCCACAUAGAGGAGCUACAGCUCAACUAUAAUCACAUCCAAACACUACAGGACAACUCUCUUCUCCAUUACCCCUCAUUAAACACCUUGAGCUUAGCUUGUAACAGUUUGGAGAAAAUAGAAUCAAACACUUUUCAAGACUUAAAGUUAGAAAGCCUGAAUUUAGCAAAUAACAAUCUUUAUAUUGGGUACACAGAAACCCAGCAUGCAUUAAAGAAGCUACUUAGUAUUAGAACUCUAGAUCUUUCUGAGAAUAUACUUAAUGAUGAAAUGGCCGCCACUCUCCUUCAAAAUCUGACAUCUUUAGAGUACCUCAAUCUUUCUGGAAACCUUUUGCAGAGACUCGAUGAGACCUCCUUCAGGGAUCUCCACCAGCUCAAAGAACUCAACCUGCAGAGGAACAUCCUGUUUGAGAUUGAUGCCGCCUUUGACAGCAAUCCCAAGCUCCAACGGCUCAACUUAGCCUUUAAUUAUCUGCCUUGCCUGAUUGAUUUCCACAUGACUCAGCUGGUGGUCCUCAAUGCCAGCCACAACUUCAUUGAGUGGUUCAUCUCCAGACAGGACCUCAAUGACACUUUCCAGCUAGAGACACUUGAUCUGUCUGAUAACAAACUGCUAUUCUUUCCCUUCUUGCCCAAUCAGAGUCACUUAAAGAACCUUUACCUGUCUCACAACAGCAUUAGGUUCUAUGGACACUUGUCAAAUAACACCAUAUUGCCUAACUGGACUACAACUGUUGAGUUCUACAACCUGAAGAAGUACAGGAGUAACAUGACUGCCAUGUUGUGGAAUGACAGUCUUCAUGGUGACAUCUCCUCCCUAGAGAUUUUAGAUCUAAGAGGUAACAAGGUGGACUAUUUCCCUGAAGGAUUCAUGCAGAAAAUGUCAAUGCUGUCCAGACUUCUAAUGUGCACAAACUGUCUGGAAACCUUAAAUCUAACUUCUGAACAGUUCUCUGGCAGCUUGUACGAGUUGGACGUUAGCAAUAACAGGCUGAAACAGAUUGUAGCAGAUGAAGGUACGCUGACCACUCUUGGAAAUCUGACAUACUUUAACCUGAGUCUGAAUGAUCUUGAGUGGUUACCCUCAAGAUUAUUUUACUCACUGCCAAGCCUCAGGUCAGUGGAUCUCAGCUAUAACCACAUUGACAUUUGUCUCUCGGAAGAAGCUGAGAUCAGUAGAGAUACAAGUUCUUCUUGUGUGGAUUGGAGAAACACUGUACUUCUAAAGCAGCUUUACCUUAAAGGAUGCAACCUUGAAAGAAUGCCAUCAUCUGCAUUUGCAGGGUUGUCGCUAACACACUUAGAACUGUCCGAUAAUCCAGGACUCAUUGUCCAGCAUUCUAUAAAGAGCCUCAGCAGAACUUUACAGCAUCUAGGUUUAGGAAACACUCACAUACAAGACUUAGACUUUUCCCCUUUCCAAAGUCUGAAAUAUUUAAACAUGUCAAGAAACUCUCUUACCCAUCUUCCUCUUUCACUCCUAAAUCUUGACCUGAAAGUGCUUGAUGUGAGGGACAACAGACUGUCCACUAUCCCCUCAGAUCAAGCUAACAUGUUGGCCCCUAAACUGCACACUGUAUUCCUUACAGGAAAUCCAUUCAACUGCUGCCAAACCGAAUGGUUCAAAACAUUUAAAACAAUCAAUAUGGUUGGACAAUCGGAAAUUGAAUGUGAGGAUCUCUUCCAAACGACACACAGGGUGGAGCACCUCAAGUCAUUUUUGUGUUUAGAAAACGAUGGGGAAUCUAUGCUCUGGUACAUUCUGCUUUUUGUACCCAUCUGCCUUUCUUUUGUGGGAAUUUCAGUAAUAAUCCUCUUCACCUUCAAGUCCAAAAUGCUUAAAAAAUCAAUCAAAAAGAAGUGUCUGAAGCCCACCUCUUACUAAUACUUUAUAAACCCUGAAGAAAAUGUCUUUUGUAUUUCACUGUAAACUGUCUACAUUCAUGAAGAACAAUUUAAACAGAUUCUACUCACGUUUUCAUACAGAUGUGUUUUGUUCAGCUAAAAACCAGAUCCUAAUCCUAAUGUAAAAAUUAGUUUGUAUUUUUGUGAGUACGCGUGUAUGAACAUAUGCAGAAGUAAUGUGAUGCAAGCCUUUGCUAUAAGCAGCAGAGGAAACAUGAAAUUUCCUGUUUUGCUAAGAUGUGCAGCAACUGCCCAGUUGUGUAUUUCAAAGCGGAGGGGUUUGAGGUUUUCUUCCCAUUAGUGAGACUCAGAUGCAACAUCAACUUGAAAUUCCAAACUGUCAGUACUCACAAAGACUUUGUUUGGAGCCACAUACUGGUAUUCGCUAAUCUAUUCUGCCAUGCACUUGGCAAAAAAGCAGUUACAGGAUAAUUAAGUAAGUCUUUACAAAUAUAUAAGGAGUAUGGACAGCAUCAGCAUUGUAUAGCUCAGAGGGGAACAUCAGUGGAUUUCUCAUUACCUUUGUAUGUGCAGUGUUGUUCAGGAGCGGGCAGGCCGAUAGAUCAGUGUGUUAUCUGUGCAGAGUGCCAGAGGCCUAACCAGAAAGUAACCAAAAUACCACUGUGGUGAUGCUCGGGGUCAUGGUGGUUGGAACAUAAAAAAGAAACUGAGUGAAGUCUUGCUAAAACUUUGAAAUGCCAUCAUUUGUACAUAUUUUACAGUAGAAAGUUGCCAGUCAAAGUAUCAGAAUAUGGAUGUUAUAUACGAAUGAGGGUUUGUUGUUGUAGCCCUGCGAUGGACUAGCAGCCUGUCCAGGGUGUCCCCCGCCUCUCGCCCGAUGCCAGCUGGGAUUGGCUCCAGCCCCACCCGCGACCCCAUUUGGGACGAAGCGGUGUAGAUAAUGGAUGGAUGGUUUGUUGUUGUAGCCCAGGGAGGAUUAGUUUUAUGCAAAUAGGUUUUUUAAAAAGUGGAAAAAGACAGAGCAGCAGUUGACAAGAAUUUAAGGCUGAAGCUUUUAUGAUUUCUACAAACCACCACAUGUAAUGUAAACAAUGACUGCACUUCUGGAUUCAUUUUAACUAGCAUCUUCAAAACAGAGCAUCUACUUUAUAACAAAACUACUAGCAGACAUGGAGUUUAAGGGUGCAAAUUGAGGCUUUCAGUUUCAAUAGGGAGAUUAGCAGCAGUCUGCCUAAAGCAAAGAUAUCUGGGUAACUUACUGGAUGCAAGAAGUGGACCCAGAGUGAUGACACACAACUGCUGUCCUAACAAAACAACUUAUAGAGUGUGAUCACACUGGGGAAACAAUUUGAACCUAAAGAAGCAUCAUUAGCAGAAGGCACCUUGACACAGACUGUUGGCCAAGAGAAAUUUCACUUGAUUACUCAGUUAUAUUAGGUCAGAAGUUAAAACGCAGCCAUUUAAAAUACGUUAGAGGGCAUUAAGACAACAUGGCAGCCAAAUCCUGACUUGACUUUGUAGCUAGCAUAACAUGGUGUAUAAUUUUCAUUAUGCAGCUGGACAAGCCAUAUUCAAAGGUAACCCGGUACCCAAAUCAGUGAAAUGAUCUGAGGGAUUGUGAGAUGAUUAAAGGGAAAGAAAAUUCAGCUACUCAUAUUUGUUGUCAAUAUUUUUAAUAUUCUGAUCGUUAUUGUAAAAUAUUUGAUCUUUUUUUUUCUUGCUGGGCCCCUAGAAUCAUUAUUUCAAUGAAACCAGCUGGGAAAUUUUGGGGGGAAGGUCUCC
This is a messenger RNA of Monopterus albus (swamp eel), 3991 nucleotides long. It is a transcript of the gene nrros, whose product is annotated as negative regulator of reactive oxygen species. The transcript has 3 exons. The record is from RefSeq and is a predicted model, not a curated record. Bases 180 to 2228 code for a protein of 682 amino acids. Lineage: Eukaryota; Metazoa; Chordata; Actinopteri; Synbranchiformes; Synbranchidae. Gene Ontology annotation, molecular function: protein binding. Gene Ontology annotation, cellular component: plasma membrane.